Molecule: messenger RNA, 2479 nt
Organism: Branchiostoma floridae (Florida lancelet)
Lineage: Eukaryota; Metazoa; Chordata; Leptocardii; Amphioxiformes; Branchiostomatidae
Product: radial spoke head protein 3 homolog
Exons: 9
Coding region: 193-1335 (380 amino acids)
Cellular component (GO): cilium
Source: RefSeq, a predicted model, not a curated record
UUCUAAACAUCUUGUGUUUCCGUCUGUUGUUUCCACGCAGAGUGCAGGGUGAAAGGGUCGUCAAGUCGUAGCAGGGAAAUAAGCCAAGAUUUUCACAGACUUUUCCUCGGAUUUCAACAUAUCCCGUCUAAGGAUCAACUCCAGACAUCUUGAAGCUUCCGUUAUAAGGACUGACAGUGUAAGAACGCAGAAAUGACGACGGUUUUACCGCAGCAGAAAGAGCAACAUGGCGGGGGAACAUACACCUUCUCCUCCCGACCACGGGCCGUGCAACAACGGAAAAAGUACAGGGAUGCCGGACAGGGACAGGACUCUGCAGCGCUCUACGGCAACAUUAUGUACGACAGAAGAAUCGUCCGAGGCAAUACGUAUGCACAACACACCCUUCCAGCCACUGCCCAGCCAGACCCCAUUGAGAUCCAGCGCCAGCAGGAGGCCCGGAGAAGAGCCAUCGCACGGAAGCGAGCAAAGGAGCAGCUGCGACCGCGCUCCCCGGAGGCGGUGGAGGGCCGUAAACACAUCGACGUGCAGACGGAACUGUACCUGGAGGAGCUGACAGACCGCGUGGAGGAGGCAGACGUGGAGACGCAGACAGACACUUUUCUGGACAGACCCCCCUCCCCACUCUUCAUUCCUGCUAAAACUGGCAAGGAUGUCGCCACUCAGAUAUAUGAAGGAGAUCUGUUUGACUUUGACAUAGAAGUGAAGCCUAUCCUGGAGGUGCUGGUAGGUAAGACUAUCGAGCAGGCUCUACUGGAGGUGAUGGAGGAGGAGGAGCUGGCUAACCUGCGCGCCCAGCAGCGGGAGUUCGAGGAGCUGCGGAACGCUGAGCUGGUGGAGACACAACGGCUGGAGGAGCAGGAGAGACGGCAUCGCGAGGAGAAGGAGCGGCGUAUGAAGCAGCAGCGGGAAGUUUUGCGGAAGGAGAAGGAGACCGCAGAGAAGAUUGCAGCCCGCGCCUUCGCACAGAGUUACCUGGCCGACCUCAUCCCCUCUGUCUUCGGAACACUCGCGGAUAACGGCUACUUCUUCGACCCUGUUGAGAGAGACGUUGAGUCAGGUUUCAUGCCUUGGUUGAUGGAGACAGUAGAGAAGGCCAUCGACAAGUCUGUGCUUGGCAGGACUAUGGUGGACGUUCUGAUCCGUGAGGUUGUCGCCCAGAGAAUGGAGUCGUUCGAGGCCUUGCAGCGCUCCAUCCAGGAGAUGUCAGGUGGCGCGGCGCCCGUCGCAAAACCCUUGGAAAUGGAAGCUCCUUCAUUCAUCGCAGAGGCUGCUCCACCACCAGAGGAGACGCCAGCAGAGGCGGCUGCAGGGUACAUCGGCUCCCCCUAUUGAUUUUGCUGGGUGCCCUCUGCAGAAGAAGCCCCUGCUACAGAAGGGGAGGGGGAGGGAGAACAGGCAGAGGAGCCAGAGGGGGGUGAAGACGAAGGGGAGCCAGCCGAAGAGGGGGGUGACGAUGCCCCUGGGGAGGCAUAGAUAAAUCAAUAUUCUCAAACCGUGGUUUCUGUGUUAAGUAUGGAGAGACUAUAUCCAAACAUCCCACCUCCACAUGUGAGUGAAGUGUAGAAAUUUACGUUGCCAUAAAACUGCCUGAAAGAUGACAAACACCUGUUUGAUGAAAAUGAGCUGAUAAGGCAGCACAGAGGAAACACACUAUCUGCAAUACAACCAACAGACAGCUGUCAUCAUCAGAAUUCUACAGGGAAACAAGAAUUCUUUCCACACUUCUACAAGGACACUUUGUGCCAGAAUCUGGGAUAGUCAGGAAAACCCCUAACACUAAUGUUAAUAGAUACACCCAAGGUCCUAUAUGUGUAUAUUGUAUGCACUGAAUUGUUGUUUCAGAUGGAAAUGUUUAAAUUUGUAUGUGAUAUUAUGAAUAAUUCUAAAACAAAAGGAAUAGCUGUAACACUGGCUGUCAUGUGCCUAUUGUAACCAUUUGCUGUUUCCCAGCGACCAAUGUUUACUUGUUGCCAUAGUAACUACUGUUGCUAUGGCAGGAAGAGUUGUGUAGUCAGUACAUUCCAGCUCCAAUAUUUCUGUAUUUGAGAUGGUUUAAAUAGUCUUUUUUUUGCAAUUUGCAAAUCAUACACAAUAAGUUUCUGACACAAUUCAUGUGUUUUAGGUUGAUUCAAAACAUGACAAUAAAUAACAGAGCUAUUAUUAAAGAAUAUACAGUUGUGACAAUUGUAUUGAUUGUCAUCCCCUGUAGUUUUAUAUUUUGUUACACAUGUAUAUUGGUGGAACAUCAACAGCUGUAAAGGCUCAUUUUAUAGAUAUGAACCUCUGAACGAAAUGCUCUUAUAUUUGCUGCAUUCCACAAUGUAAAUAGUUGUGGGGCUAUAUAUACAUGUGUCUAACAUGUACCAAUGUGUGUAUACAUGUAAUACUUGUAUGUAAGGAAUUCUAUAAAAGUCUCACAUGUUAUAUAGAAGAUAUGUUGUCAGUUGCACAGAAUUAAAGAUUUAUAAACUUUGAA